CAUAACCCUAAUGACCAUCAUUUUGUCUGUGGUUUAGAUCUACAGUUUCCAGGACAUGCUGGUGGCUGAGAAUCCCAACAUGGUCAGCAAGAUUGUGAUUGGUCAGAGCUACGAGGGUCGCCCCCUGAAUGUGCUCAAGUUCAGCACCGGUGGAUCCAACCGUCCCGCCAUCUGGAUCGACACUGGAAUCCAUUCCAGAGAGUGGGUCACCCAGGCCAGUGGCACCUGGUUCGCCAAAAAGAUUGUGACUGAUUAUGGACGUGACCCCGCCAUCACCGCCAUCCUCAACAAGAUGGACAUCUUCCUGGAGAUUGUGACCAACCCCGACGGCUACUACUUCACUCACAACAGCAACCGUAUGUGGCGCAAGACCAGGAAGCCCAACUCCGGCUCUAGCUGCGUGGGAGUCGAUCCCAACAGGAACUGGGAUGCUGGUUUUGGAGGAGCUGGUGCCAGCAACAACCCCUGCUCAGAGACUUACCGUGGACCCCGCGCUAAUUCUGAGUCUGAGGUCAAGUCCAUUGUGGACUUUGUGAAGUCCCACGGUAACUUGAAGGCCUUUGUCUCCAUCCAUUCCUACUCCCAGAUGCUCUUGUACCCCUACGGCUACACCAGGACUCCAUGCAAGGACCAGGCCGAGCUGCACAGUCUGGCUAAGAAGGCCAUCACUGACCUGGCCUCCCUGUACGGUACUAGCUACAGAUACGGCAGCAUCAUCAACACCAUCUACCAAGCUAGUGGUGGCACCAUUGACUGGACCUACAACCAGGGCAUCAAGUACUCCUACACCUUUGAGCUGAGGGACACCGGUCGUUAUGGCUUCAUCCUGCCAGCCAAUCAGAUCAUCCCCACCGCCACGGAGACUUGGCUGGCUCUGAUGGCGAUCAUGGAUCACACCGCCAAGAACACCUACUAAUGUGUGUGUGUGUUUGUGUGUACAAGUGAAAGUCCCUGUGUCAUCUUUAAGACUAAUAUUAGAUCAUCAUCGUAUGUCGUUUAGACAUAGUGAAAAAAAUAAACAAAUACACUGGAAAUAUGCAAUUUCUGUUUCUUUAUGAUUUUAAAGCUUUAUAAUUGGGUUCAUGUUGGGCAUGUCAAACAAGCAUUAUGCACAUUAUUAACAUCUUAAUGCACAUCUGCAUUUUACACCUAUGUAUAUAUUAUUUCCACAUCCUUUAAACCUCUUAUUACGAAGAUUCUCAUCAAUCUUGAUCUGCUUUUAGAGAGUUUAAACCAUAAAUGAAUAAACAUGU
Messenger RNA from Etheostoma cragini (Arkansas darter), 1253 nucleotides. RefSeq names its product carboxypeptidase A1-like. The transcript is spliced from 7 exons. Gene Ontology annotation, biological process: proteolysis. Gene Ontology annotation, molecular function: metallocarboxypeptidase activity; zinc ion binding. The record is from RefSeq and is a predicted model, not a curated record. The coding region runs from base 56 to 916 and encodes 286 amino acids. Lineage: Eukaryota; Metazoa; Chordata; Actinopteri; Perciformes; Percidae.